This is a messenger RNA of Ochotona curzoniae (black-lipped pika), 4371 nucleotides long. RefSeq names its product NGFI-A binding protein 1 (gene NAB1). Gene Ontology annotation, cellular component: nucleus. The record is from RefSeq and is a predicted model, not a curated record. Gene Ontology annotation, molecular function: transcription factor binding; transcription coregulator activity. The coding region runs from base 496 to 1953 and encodes 485 amino acids. The transcript is spliced from 7 exons. Lineage: Eukaryota; Metazoa; Chordata; Mammalia; Lagomorpha; Ochotonidae. Gene Ontology annotation, biological process: negative regulation of DNA-templated transcription.
UUUCCAAUAAAAUAAAUAAAUCUUUUUUUAAAAUGGGAGCAACUGUACCUGUGUCACAAGGCUAUUCAGAGGGGUAGGCAUCUGAGGUAUCCAUCGUACUUCCUAGAACAGAGUCAAUAUUGAACCAGUGAUAUUGUUUUGUAGCAUUUCUUAUUUCCUGCUAAUUUUUAUUAUUUUGCUCCUAUAUCAGUGUACACACCUUGAAAACAGCCAAGUCUGUCCAAACUGUGGCCUGCAGAGAUUCAAGAGUUUGUAGGUCUCCAGACUUGCACUUGUUAGUUAUUCUCCAGUGAAAUCUGAUCACUAGGGGUACAAAAUGAGAUAAAGUUCUUCAAAUGGCACUGCCUUAACAGUUGUUGUGCAGGUGUUCCUUGAUUAUGUUCUUCUGGCAUCACAUUCUUAAAUUCUAGUGUCCAACUUGUUUAAGAAGUUUGAAGCAAGUGUGAUGUGCUUUUUCUCUCUUUUUUUUUUUUCAGGUUAAACUCAUCCACAGUAAUGGCUGCAGCUUUACCCAGGACCCUGGGGGAGCUACAGCUGUAUAGAAUAUUACAGAAAGCCAAUCUUCUUUCCUACUUUGAUGCUUUUAUCCAGCAAGGUGGUGAUGAUGUUCAGCAGCUCUGUGAAGCUGGAGAAGAGGAAUUUUUGGAAAUUAUGGCACUUGUGGGCAUGGCUAGCAAGCCCCUUCAUGUCAGAAGGCUACAGAAGGCUUUGCGAGACUGGGUUACAAACCCUGGCCUUUUCAAUCAGCCACUCACUUCCCUUCCUGUCAGCAGCAUACCCAUCUAUAAAUUGCCAGAGGGAUCACCAACAUGGCUGGGAAUCUCUUGCAGUAGUUACGAAAGGAAUAGCAAUUCCCGGGAACCUCAUUUAAAAAUCCCCAAAUGUGCUGCCACCACCUGUGUGCAGAGCUUGGGACAGGGGAAGUCAGAUGUGGGGAGCUUAGCACUGCAGAGUGUCAGUGAGUCCAGACUUUGGCAAGGCCACCAUGCUACUGAAAGUGAGCACAGUCUGUCCCCAGCGGACCUUGGCUCCCCAGCUUCCCCAAAGGAAAGCAGCGAGGCCCUGGAUGCUGCUGCCGCGCUCUCUGUGGCUGAGUGUGUGGAGCGAAUGGCCCCCACGCUGCCAAAAAGUGACUUGAACGAGGUAAAAGAGCUGCUGAAAACCAAUAAGAAGUUGGCCAAAAUGAUUGGUCACAUCUUUGAGAUGAGCGAUGAUGAUCCACACAAAGAGGAGGAGAUUCGCAAGUACAGUGCAAUAUAUGGCAGAUUUGACUCCAAGAGAAAGGAUGGAAAGCAUCUCACACUCCAUGAGCUCACUGUGAAUGAAGCAGCUGCACAGCUCUGUGUGAAGGAUAAUGCCCUGCUGACCAGAAGAGAUGAACUUUUCGCCCUGGCUAGGCAGAUUUCUCGAGAAGUCACCUACAAAUAUACUUACAGAACUACCAAGUCAAAAUGUGGAGAAAGAGAUGAACUAUCUCCAAAAAGAAUUAAAGUGGAGGAUGGGUUUCCAGAUUUCCAGGAUUCUGUGCAGACACUCUUCCAGCAAGCUAGGGCUAAGAGUGAAGAACUUGCAGCUCUUGGUUCUCAGCCUGAAAAGGUGAUGGCAAAGCAGAUGGAGUUCCUGUGCUCCCAGGCUGGCUAUGAGAGACUGCAGCCAGGCGAGAGAAGGCUGUCUGCAGGACUUUACCGGCAAAGCUCAGAAGAACACAGCCCUAACGGCCUGACUUCCGAGAACUCAGAUGGACAAGGAGAGAGACCUUUGAAUCUCCGAAUGCCCAAUUUACAGAACAGACAGCCCCAUCAUUUUGUGGUGGAUGGAGAGCUGAGUAAGCUUUACUCCAGUGAGGCAAAGUCCCACUCAUCAGAGAGCCUUGGGAUUUUAAAAGACUAUCCUCACUCAGCUUUCACUUUAGAAAAGAAGGUCAUCAAAACAGAGCCUGAAGAUUCGAGAUAGCUGCGAUUCUCCUCCUGCUCUCUGGAAAUGGCAUCAACUUAAGGAAAAUGCUCCAUCGUAGAAAUAAGCCUUAAUAACCAAUGUUGCCUCAUUCAGCUCAAACAGAUUUCAUAGCCAAAGCAUAAGGAGUGGUAUAGUAGUUUAUGGAAAACUAAACAACAGCCACAAAAGAGAGAAUUGAGUGUCGCAAUCUGUAACAGAAAUAUUGAUUCAUUCACAUUCCUGUGUAAGUUGUUGUAUGUGGAAAGGCUUACAAAUUAAUAUUGUAAGCAUUCAUUAUUUAAGAAUGUACAAUGUGUUUGUGUAACUUAUAGAAGUAAAAUCUAAAUGUUGAGACCUUUUUGGUCCAAUAGAUGUGGAUACAGUUUAUUUUACUUGAAAAUUUGUUAUGUACUUUUUAGUGUAUUUAGCAUAAAUAUUAUUACGUGUCAAAAGCUUAGAAUCUUUGUAGUCAACAAAAGGAAAGUACAGGUGAUGUUAUUGACAAGGCUGCAUUGAUUGUUUAAAAAUGAAAAAGAAAAUAUUUGGUUUAAACCAAGGAAAAUUUUGUGGGUUUGAUAUUUGAUAAGCUUGAUCUGAUUUAAUAGGAAAUGUGUAGCAUUCACUUUCUAAUAGCUUUUUCACUGGUUUAAUCAGUGUGUAUUUGCAUAAUCCAUAAAUAUUGGAGAAAAGUAAAAAAGAUGAACAAUGAAGAAGAAAGUAUCUCUUACCGAAAUUGACCCAGAUAGAGUUCUAUAGUAACUGCUGAAGAGGUAACAAUAACAGGAAAGUGUUACCACUUGGACAGAAAACUUGAAGCAAGUAGAGAUGCAAAAUCUUGACUUAAACAUUGGUAUUUCAGAAUGUGUUAACCAGAUGAAGACCUAGUAAGUUAAUCCUAAGUGUGAAAAAGAUGGUAACUGUUAAUAAAGGUGUGAUAGAUUUAAGUACCGUAUUAUGUCCAGAAAUUCCUGUUCAUGUUCAGGAGUCACAAAGAUUAGAUGCCUCUCACAGGGAAAUAUCUACCCUUCCAGCUGUCACAAAUGUGGGCUCAUGACACCCACAUUUGCAGACACAUUUCUGUGGAGGUUUAGUGAACACAUAUUCAUUAUUUAUUUUAAAAUGUCAUUUUUAUAUACCUUUCUGAUUUGUGAAUGCAAUUUCUUCCUAAGAUUCAUUUCAACUUGAAAAGAUGUUUUUAAUCCCCCCUACUUAAUUAGUGGACUGUCUGCAUUUACAUGGGACUAUACUUAAUGUUAAUAAUGUCCUUGGGUCCUUACGAGAAUUUCAUAUUGGAAUCCACAGUGGAAGAAGAAAUACAACAUCUGCCAGUAGACAUUCUGCCGAUUUAAGAGAAGAGAUUUGACAGCUUUACUGAACUUCCUACAGAUUACCUAAACCCAGAGGUUGCCAAGAAGAGUGUAGUGACAUGAUGUAUGUGUUAUUUUGUUUCCAGUUCUGCUUUAGAUCAUAACUGUAAAAAAAAUACUAAGUCAUAAUCUGUUAUCCUGCAGUUCGUCAGCCAAAUGUUAGAUGAAAUGUCUGCACUGUAGUCUCUGAUCACUGUCACAUAUCUAACUGCUUUUUCAGUUUGGGGUUUGUAGGAGAGCUUUACGGUAGAGACACCAGUAAACAACUUUUAUACUAUUAAAAGGCUUUUUCCCUUCCUACGUGUUUUAAUUGUACCAUAGUGUUCUGCUCACUGAAGAAGCUUCUUAUGGACCUUGCAACUCUGUUGCUAGCUUGAGGUUGAUUAUUGUGGUUGUAUUGUUCACUGUGUAUAGAAAUAGUAUGAGUACGACUUAAAUAGAAUGUUCAGUUUUUAAUAUUAGCCAUAGCACUGGUUAGUAUCUCAGUAGUUUCAUGAAACGUUUCCUGUAUUCUAAUCUAUUUUGAGAAAUUUUGUGGUUUUUUUUUUAAUUGUGUCUCACAGUUCAAGUUUGUAGAUUUUAAUAAGUAACAGUUUUUGAAGAUGCAGUUGUCUUCCAACUAAUAUUUAUCCAUCUUUUAUGGACCCACAAGCUGCAUCUUUAAAUCCAUAAAUAGGUUUCCUUAAGUACCAUACUUUUCUUGUCUUUCAAGCUAUGUGAUAAGGAAGAAGCACAAGAAGAAUUUCAGUAGAAUACAGUUUUUAUUUUAUAAACACUAAUGUAUUAAACUUGCUAUACAUUAAAGCAAAUAAUAUAUAUUUUUAUUUGAAUUGUAUAUAUGAAUUGGAUGUUAUAACUAGUCGAUUUUUUCAUUGUGUUAGAGGUAUUUUCACUGAACAAGGUCAAUUGGUUACCUCAGUAUUACAGCCAAUAUAGUCCAAGGGACCAUUUCUCCCCAAAUUGUGUUAUACUUUAUUGUGUGAAGUCUGCAUUUUUGUGACUUAAAGUUGUUGGUGAGGUGGGACGAGUGCACUUGCUUCCUGUGGCAAUAAAGAUUUUCUGUGCCUCA